This is a messenger RNA of Anopheles marshallii, 1341 nucleotides long. Its product is annotated as methionine synthase reductase-like. The transcript is spliced from 3 exons. The record is from RefSeq and is a predicted model, not a curated record. Gene Ontology annotation, cellular component: cytosol. Lineage: Eukaryota; Metazoa; Arthropoda; Insecta; Diptera; Culicidae. The coding region runs from base 1 to 1341 and encodes 446 amino acids. Gene Ontology annotation, molecular function: flavin adenine dinucleotide binding; FMN binding; [methionine synthase] reductase (NADPH) activity. Gene Ontology annotation, biological process: homocysteine metabolic process.
AUGUCUUCGGAAAUUCUAACUGAGUUUGAAGGAAAAAAGCUAACAUUGCCCGCACUUCCUUCGAAUUUUAUUGCUCUGGAAAAGGUCACAGAAAGUGUACCACUACAAGCAGCACACCUGCAAGCAAAUGUUCCUCAACCAUUCGCCGCGACCGAAGUUGUUGAAGCGUUUGUCACCAACAUCACAACGAUUGUUGAAGGAGAAGAUGUGAAACCUGUAAACGAUUUAACAUUUAAAUACCAACAUGACACAGGACAUCGAUUUUGGCCCGGAGAUACGAUAGGAAUUUUACCCUACAACGCAGAUAGCGACGUUGAUUACAUUCUAGACCGCUUGAAUUUGCUGUCCCAAAGUGAUAAUGUAUGUAAUGUCGGGAUUGACCCAACUUCAACCAAGAAGGGGGCCAAGAUCCCGAUGUUCGUGCCUUCUGUUGUAAAUUACCGACGUCUGUUCAAGGAGUGUUUGGAUCUGCAUGCGGUUCCAAAGAAACUCUUGAUACGUUCUUUAGCAUCGUACACGACGGAUGACGACGAUCGACGAACCCUGGAAAUUUUAUGCUCAAAAGAAGGAAAUUCUGCGUAUGAGAAAAUCGUCCUACAGAACGGAACGGGAAUCAUUUCUUUGCUGCAGCUAGUACCAUCGUGUAGACCAACGGCUGCAAUUCUUGUAGCACAUCUUCCUAGACUAAUGCCACGCCCGUACUCGAUAGCUAACGUGUACCAAGAAGGAGACAGCCCUGCGGUACGCUUGCUUUUCUCGCACAAUGCACAUAAUCCGGGCAUUACCACUACAUACCUUCGAGGAUUGGAAAAAGGGGCAACGAUAUAUUUUUACUUCCGCCAGAGCAGUGCGUUUGUGUACAAGGAUAUGGAUGUAAAACGAAACAUAGUAAUGGUUGGCACCGGCACGGGAAUAUCUCCAUAUCUUUCAUUUCUCCAGCUACGAGCAGAAGCUCUUGCAAAAGGCGAAACACUAGGCCGUGCGGAACUGUUUGUAGGAUUUCGCUAUCGUGAGCGUAACUACCUGUGCAAAGAUGAAAUCGAAGAGUAUCUCAGGGCGGGCGUUUUGGACGCUUGUAAUGAAGCCUUUUCACGAGAUACCGAUACUCGGCAUAAGUAUGUACAAAGUCAGCUGAAAGAAAAGCGUUCCCAAAUCAUUGAAAACAUACGCAACCCCCAUGCACUGCUUUAUGUUUGUGGGGAUUCGAAGAUACUUUUGCCACAAAUAACUAACACUGUAGUCGACAUACUAACCGAAGCAUCAGAAGCGGAAGAGGAUAUCAAAACGCUUAUUAGUGGGUUAAAGAAGGAUGGUAAAUACCGCGAAGAUAUAUGGCUGUAA